Molecule: messenger RNA, 2521 nt
Organism: Tachyglossus aculeatus (Australian echidna)
Lineage: Eukaryota; Metazoa; Chordata; Mammalia; Monotremata; Tachyglossidae
Gene: GRIK1
Product: glutamate ionotropic receptor kainate type subunit 1
Exons: 16
Coding region: 40-2490 (816 amino acids)
Biological process (GO): modulation of chemical synaptic transmission; synaptic transmission, glutamatergic; monoatomic ion transport
Cellular component (GO): postsynaptic membrane; kainate selective glutamate receptor complex; plasma membrane
Molecular function (GO): transmitter-gated monoatomic ion channel activity involved in regulation of postsynaptic membrane potential; kainate selective glutamate receptor activity
Source: RefSeq, a predicted model, not a curated record
UUCGAAACGCCGGAGAACCAGCCUCUCAACGUGGAAGAGAUGGCUUUCAAGUUCGCAGUGGCCAACGUGAACCGGAACCGGGCGCUGAUGCCCAACACCACGCUGACCUACGACCUCCAGAGGAUCAACCUGUUCGACAGUUUCGAGGCGUCCCGGAGAGCUUGUGAGCAGUUGGCCCUGGGCGUGGCGGCCCUGUUCGGUCCCUCGCACGGCCCGGCGGUCAGCGCGGUGCAGUCGGUCUGCCACGCCCUGGAGGUCCCGCACAUCCAGACCCGCUGGAAGCAGGCCGGCGCCGACGGCCGAGACCCGUUCUCCGUCAACCUCCACCCGGACUUCUCCGCCGUCAGCCGGGCCGUGCUGGACCUGGUGCUCUACUACGACUGGAAGGCCGUGACCGUCGUCUACGAGGACAGCACAGGGCUCCUCCGCCUGCAGGAGCUGAUCAAGGCCCCGUCCCGAUACAACAUCAAAAUCAGGAUCCGUCAGCUGCCCGCCGCGACCAGAGACGCCAGGCCCCUGCUGAAGGAGAUGAAGAAGGCCAAGGAGUUCUACGUGAUCUUCGACUGCUCCCACCAAACGGCGGCCGACGUCCUCCAACAGAUUCUCUCCAUGGGCAUGAUGACGGAAUACUACCACUACUUCUUCACCACGCUGGACCUGUUCGCGCUGGACCUGGAGCCGUACCGCUACUGCGGGGUGAACGUGACCGGCCUGCGUCUGCUGAACCUCAACCACCCGCAGGUGUCCGCCCUCGUUGACAGGUGGUCGGUGGAGAGGCUGCAGGCUCCCCCCAAGCUGGAGACCGGCCUCCUGGAUGGGAUGAUGACGACGGAGGCCGCCCUGAUGUACGACGCCGUCCACGUGGUGGCCGUGGCCCUGCAGCGCGGGGCCCCGGUGGCCGUCAGCUCCCUGCAGUGUCACCGGCACCGGCCCUGGCACUUUGGACCCAAGCUCAUGAACCUCAUCAAAGAGGUGCGAUGGAACGGCUUAACCGGGAGGAUUGCCUUCAACAAGACCGACAGCCAGCGUAGGGAUUUCGACUUGGACAUCAUCAGUCUCAAGGAGGCCGGGACUGAAAAGGUGACCGGAGAAGCGUCCAAACCCUUGUACAAAGUGUGGAAGAAGAUUGGGGUCUGGAACUCCCGCCGGGGCCUGAACAUGACGGCCAACAACAAGGACCGGACCACCAACGUCACCGACUCGCUGGCCAACCGCACACUCAUCGUCACCACCAUCCUGGAAGACCCCUACGUCAUGUACAAGAAGUCGGACAAGCCCCUGUAUGGGAACGACCGCUUUGAGGGCUACUGCCUGGACCUGCUGAAGGAGCUGGCCAAUAUCCUGGGCUUCGCUUACGAGGUCAAGCUGGUGUCCGACGGGAAAUACGGGGCCCAGAACGACCAGGGGGAGUGGAACGGCAUGGUGAAGGAGCUGGUCGACCACAAAGCCGACUUGGCCGUCGCCCCCCUCACCAUCACCUACGUGCGCGAGAAGGUCAUCGACUUCUCCAAGCCCUUCAUGACCCUGGGGAUCAGCAUCCUCUACCGGAAACCCAACGGCACCAACCCGGGGGUCUUCUCCUUCCUCAACCCGCUGUCCCCCGACAUCUGGAUGUACGUGCUCCUGGCCUGCCUCGGGGUCAGCUGCGUGCUCUUCGUCAUCGCCCGGUUCACCCCGUACGAGUGGUACAACCCCCACCCGUGCAACCCCGACUCGGACGUGGUGGAAAACAAUUUUACUUUGCUCAACAGUUUCUGGUUCGGAGUUGGCGCUCUCAUGCAGCAAGGGUCCGAGCUGAUGCCCCGAGCGCUGUCCACCCGCAUCGUGGGCGGGAUCUGGUGGUUCUUCACCCUCAUCAUCAUCUCCUCCUACACGGCCAACCUGGCCGCCUUCCUCACCGUGGAGAGGAUGGAGUCGCCCAUCGAGUCGGCCGACGACCUGGCCAAGCAGACCAAGAUUGAGUACGGGGCCGUGAGGGACGGCUCCACCAUGACCUUCUUCAAGAAAUCCAAGAUCUCCACCUACGAGAAGAUGUGGGCGUUGAUGAGCAGCCGUCAGCAGACGGCCCUGGUGAAGAACCACGACGAGGGCGUCCAGCGGGUGCUCACCACAGACUACGCCCUGCUCAUGGAGUCCACCAGCAUCGAGUACGUCACCCAGCGCAACUGCAACCUCACGCAGAUCGGGGGCCUCAUCGACUCCAAGGGCUACGGCGUGGGGACGCCCAUCGGCUCUCCGUACCGGGACAAGAUGACCAUCGCCAUCCUGCAGCUGCAGGAGGAGGGCAAGCUGCACGUGAUGAAGGAGAAGUGGUGGCGGGGAAACGGCUGCCCCGAGGAGGACGGCAAGGAGGCCAGCGCCCUGGGCGUGGAGAACAUCGGCGGCAUCUUCCUCGUGCUGGCCGCCGGGCUCGCCCUGGCCGUCUUCGUGGCCGUCGGGGAGUUCGCCUACAGGACCCGCCGGAACGGCGACGUCGAGCGGAUGAGGUAACUGAGGCCCAGAGAAGUUAAGCGACUUGCCC